Messenger RNA from Cucurbitaria berberidis CBS 394.84, 1210 nucleotides. RefSeq lists its product as uncharacterized. The record is from RefSeq and is a predicted model, not a curated record. Lineage: Eukaryota; Fungi; Ascomycota; Dothideomycetes; Pleosporales; Cucurbitariaceae. The transcript is spliced from 4 exons. The coding region runs from base 211 to 1071 and encodes 286 amino acids.
GCUCCAGGCCUCCAGGCUGCCAGCCAAUAAAAGACCUUCCUAGUGAGUCAAGCUGCAACGUCACUCCAGCCUCGCGCUCAGACUGGCUAUGAUAUGUACAGCUCAACCGCUAGGAUCGCCUUGUGUCAUGUUAAAAGGUAGUAAAUGUGCCUUUAUUGCUCUCCACUGAAGGAGCAAGAGGUACAAACUUCCAUCGGGCUAUCGACAUCCAUGGCUCUCCCUAACCAGGCCCCCGAGACUUCAUCCAAAGUCCAACCGAUUGAAAUGAUAGAAACCAAAGAAGCGGACAAAAACAACCAGCUCUCCCAGCACAACCACCGGCCUGGUGUAUUCAAUUUCUUUGCCCUCCCACGGGAGCUCCGCGAUGUGAUCUACUACCUCUACCUAUACCGCCCUAGAAGCGUAGUUUACAAUCCCCGCUCGCCACCAGCAUUCCCGUUCGCGCACCCCGAAGACAUCACUAACUUAUUCCUGGUCAGCCGACAAGCGUAUGAGGAGGGGCUGCAAGUCUUCUGCCGCUACAAUACGGUUAAAAUUGGCGACCCCGACCACAUUGUCAAAAACCUCGAGGGGAAGCUGAGAAUGUUCCCAGAUAAACCCGGACGAAUGUUGCAGUGCGUGAGCAGAGAGUACUUUGAGUCUACGUCGGGCUACGUUGUACGGGAUACCUCGUUCAGCGCACAAACCCCAGCCAAGGUGUUCAUCUUGAUGCUACAGGACAUGUAUACGUUUAAAUCCUACUUUCCCAAGCUCCGCCAGUUUACUGCUGAGUGGUACGCAUGGAAUCCUUUCUUUAAGAAAAAUGGCAUGAAUUUCCGCGGUCAGAAUGAGGAAGAGAAAAUACAGACUUGGUUGGUGUGGAUGAGGCGACAUGUCCAAGAGGAACAUAUGGUGCCACCGAGGGGGCUGAGGUUUGAGUUGUGCAUACACAAUUCAAUGCAGGCGCAUGAGAAUGCCAUGAAUGAGGCGUACGAGAUACUAUUGAGAGAGACGCCUACUCCUAGAGACGAAAGCAUGGAACUAGAGGAAAGUGGGAAGAGGUGGCUGGAGGUGGCCUGGGGGGAGGUGUAGAGCAAACAUUGCGAAAGCGCACGCUACGAUGAGCAUGCCGAUGCGGUAUCGACGAGGAGAUGGCUGCUUCCUAAUGAGGGGACGGAAUCGCAUAAGAGUAAGAUGAUGACGAGCAAUGCAAGAAGUGUGAUACGCUGCU